AUGCUCGCCUCACCCGCGCCCGGCACACCGACUCGCCUGUCGGUCGCGCGUUCCGCCGACUCGGCUCGGCUCGGCUCUUCUCGACUCGACUCGACUCGCGCCUCCGAUUGUCACAAUAAGGCUCGCCCGCACCCAGCCAAUCAGCGACAGGCUGGAGGGCAGCCCGGCGAGGCCGAGCGCGCCGCCGCCGGCCGUCUUUGUGCCUCCGCCCGCCGCACACGCCCCAUUGGACAGACCGCCGACAGACACCUGGGACCGACGGCCCACCCCCUUCGACCAGCUAUCGCUCGCGGUCGGCCACCCAAGCCCUCGGGCGCUGGGCGUCGUGUUGACGUGCAGAAACAGCGGCGGAUAGACCUGUCGGUCAGAGGGUCAGAGGUUGCACAUCCGACUGGUAUCAAUCCUCUACUUUCCGCAUUGUCCACCCGAUUGUUGGCUCGAGGCCUAUCGAUUUUUAUCCUUUGUAUGGUAACCACCACCACCACCACCUCUUAUGUAACCGUCACCGGCACAAACCGCCCGGGCCAGAGGGUCGAGAUUUAA
Protopolystoma xenopodis is the source of this 543-nucleotide messenger RNA. The record is from the annotation of a GenBank genome assembly. NCBI's taxonomy places the organism in Eukaryota, Metazoa, Platyhelminthes, Monogenea, Polystomatidea, Polystomatidae.